This is a messenger RNA of Saccostrea cuccullata (small rock oyster), 1891 nucleotides long. RefSeq lists its product as uncharacterized. The annotation marks the transcript as partial. The record is from RefSeq and is a predicted model, not a curated record. The transcript is spliced from 4 exons. Lineage: Eukaryota; Metazoa; Mollusca; Bivalvia; Ostreida; Ostreidae.
AGUAUGUUUUAUUUUGGUUGAAAUCUAUUCACACGUACUGUGCUGAGGACACAUCAGUCAUCACUGUAGCCACACACUGUGAACAUGUUACACAGAAGGAAAAAGACGGAUUUUAUGGACAGCUCUUGGAUUUGCUACCUACAGAUUCGAAUCUUAAGAAACAUUUAAAUUAUGAGAGGUGUUUCUUUGUCAGCUUUCCUUCUGACAAAGGUGAAGAUUUGGAAGUUUUAUCUGAAUUAGAAAACUGCAUUACUUCUAUUGCCAAAGACAAGAGAUGGAAAGAAGAUAUUCCAAAAGAAUGGUCUAUAAUUGAACUCGCUCUAAUCACAAUGAGACGUUAUGAAAAGACCGUUCCUAUCGAAGAUCUCAAAGAGAAAUACUGGAAGGCUAAGGAAGAUGAAAGUUUAAAAAUUGAGGAUGCACUAUGCUUUUUCCAUGACAUUGGAUUGAUUCUUUACUUUGAGGAGGGGAACCUUUCAAAUACCAUCGUAGCUGACGUCCAAUGGUUUGUUGAUACAUUUAAAUUUAUAAUAUCAGACAAAAAUCAUGUCCGAGACUUAGCUGAAACUGACAAGGAGUGGCAGUACUUCCAUAGAUCUGGGUAUCUCAUGGACAAUUUUCUUGGUCGAGUUUGGGAAAGCUUAUCUAUAGAAUCUUGGGAAAGGCCGACCAUUUUGCAAUAUAUGCAAAGACUAGGAUUACUUGCUAUAGGAAAAUUAAAACACUAUGUCCCAUGUAUGAAUAAAAGAGAUUUUGGUAGGAAGGAACGGAUUGCCUUACGGGGAAUGGAAACAAAAUCAUCUGUGUUGGUGCUACAUUUCCACUUUUUACCGUUCUUCUUCUACUGUCGAUUGAUAGUUGCCUGCAUAGUUGGAACAGAGUGGAAAGUGGUAGAGGAUAAAAGUUUACCAGGCUUGUAUAAAAACAUAGCAAUUUUUGUAUACAAGGACCAUCUAAUUGCUUUGGCUGUGACGCAAACUGCAAUUCAAGUGCAGAUUCUGAGACCAAAAAACUCACCUAUUGAUAUUGAUAUCGCAGUAGAAAUAAAAGAGACACUGGAAAAGAGACUUAAAUACUUAACAAGCACAUUUCAUAAAGAAGUUGAAUAUUGUAUCGCAUAUCAGUGUUUAAAUCAAGAUGUGCUUUGCGAAAGUGAAGAAUGCUAUGUGUAUGAAAAAGAAUUACUAUCAGGAAACGAUACAAUAUUGUGUCCAAGACAUGGAUUUAUAGAAUCACAUGAGAUAAAUAUAAAAGCUCUGACAAAAUUCUGGAAUAGAGGGAAGUCAUCUGUUCCAUGCCACAGGUCUCUGAAAGGCAAAAGCGAAACAAAGAGUGGUAUUGAGAUGCAUUCAGCAGAGAAACUUCACCGACGCUUACUUGCAGACUUAGCGACUGACUAUCUUGACGAGUCUGUAGAGGAAAGGCGUGUUUACAUUAAAUGGAAAAUAAAUUUUAAAAUUCAUUAUCCAGCACCAAGGUAUGAUUUAACAACUGUUUAUCAAGAUUUCAAUAAACUAGAAGAGGAUGGAAAACUUUCAGUUAAUAAUUAUGGGACAUUAAAGGAUAUAUUAAAGAAUGUCGACCAGCGAGCUUGUCGAAGAGUUGAGGAAUGUGAACAACAACUCAUGAAAUCAUUGUAAUUCCCUUUUGCUGUGAAGCUGAAUUUACAUCACAAAUUCUAGACAUGUGCCAAACUUAAUAUUGUUUUCAUAAUUGAAUAUCUGAACACAUCAUUAAAAUGCUUCUAUCUUAUGUCACUAUAUGUCUAUACGAUAUAAUAUAUAUGUAUAUACCUGUAUUGUCUAUGAAAGUAAUUAGCGAUGAGACUCUAUGCCUUACUUUAAAUAUGGGACAUUGUUAAUAUUUUUAUUAUAUAAAAGGAUGACUGCAA